This is a messenger RNA of Aedes albopictus (Asian tiger mosquito), 1106 nucleotides long. RefSeq lists its product as uncharacterized. The record is from RefSeq and is a predicted model, not a curated record. The transcript is spliced from 4 exons. Bases 106 to 807 code for a protein of 233 amino acids. Lineage: Eukaryota; Metazoa; Arthropoda; Insecta; Diptera; Culicidae.
AGUCAUCGGUGGAAACUUGUCAAAGCCUUGCAUAAGUUUAGCUCCUGAUUUUUGGUCUUAGAAUUAGAGAGAGGUGAUUUGAAAAAGGUUUUAAAUUACGCAAAAAUGAUGAAAGUUGUAGUUGUUCUUACUGCUUUGUUUGCAAUUGCCGCAGGAUACUACAUUCCCAGGCAAAAUGCUUUUAUUGGUUAUCCACAACCUAUGGGAUACCAGCAAUGGGCUCAGCGUACCAUGUAUGGAGUGCACUUAACAAAUCAACAGUUCCGGAACCAGCGUGUAUCUGAUUUUGAUGCUGGCUUACACCCGAAUGAUUGUCAACACACAGAUACCACGAGUGCUGAACUGCCUGUCCAUGAUUCCAACGAAGAAUCGAUAGCUGAUGCGUAUCCUUCAGUACAGCUCCCGGUAGAGGAAGAACCUGUUCGGGAUGUACCAGCUGUUUUCGAGGACGAGGUUGAAGACUCCAUCGAGGAUGAACCAUUAACUGCCUCCGCUGUGUCAGCAGCUGUUCCAGCCACGGUCCCAGAAAACAAGAAGAAGACGGUUUCUGCUCGUGCAGACUCGAGCGAAGAGGAGGAUCAGGAUACUCCUACCGGGCAAGGUUCAAUUGGUUCCGCUUUCUUCCCAAUCAACUUCGGAAGUGCAAGUGGUGGAUCUAUUGCAAUUGCCAACUCGUACAGCACUGGAAAAGGAGGAUCUGCCACCAGCACUGCAACAGCCUAUGGAAGCCCGGCAACCGUUGGAUUGAAAAGGGUGCCUGCUCCCCAGCUGCGUAAAAGGCCCGCCAAACUUCGUGGUCGGCAAUAAUAUGGUUGUGAAAAAGUUUUGGAGACACCACUUUAUCUCCAAGUGAUAUAUGUAUCUGAUUAGUGAAUUUGUAUUUAGCAUAUUUUAAAAUCUAAUGUCCCGCAUUCAUAUAGGUUUCCUUUUCAUUCAUGCAAUAAAUAAAGUGUAGGGGGAUUAGGGGCAUAAUGGACACCCGGGGCGAAAUGGACACCCCUGUUUUUGCCGAAACCGUUGACUUUUAUGUAAAACUUUUAAUGCAUAAGUGUAAAGGAACAAUUCAUGGUUCCAUUUUUCAAAAGUACCAUUUAUAUUGCUCCAAA